AUGGAGCCAUCGCGAACCAUACAGGCCAUAGAUGCAGCGGCUUGCGCGUCUGUUCCAUCUGUGGCGCCCGAGCCAGCCGCCGCAGCGCCGCCAAGGCGCCAGCACCACCCUCGCAAGCCCAAGGUGCCGCGCGCCGCGUCGCCGCCCGCCGCCGUCGUGGCGGCCGCCGCGGCCGAGGUCUUGGAAUCGGAGAUCGACCAGAUUCUCCUGAAAACCAGCAAAAGGAAGGGGAGGAAGGAGAUCCCUGCCGACCCCCAGGUCAGGGACUCCAUCCGCCGGCGCAUCGCGGAGAGCCGGGUCAAGAAGCAGUCGCGCCUCAGCUUCCACUGCCCCGCGUGCACCACGGUGCUCAGCCGCUCGGGCACGCUGGCGGCGCACGUCGCGCGGUGCUGCUCCGACAUCCUGGACCCGAAGGCCGUGCAGCGGGCGUCCGACGCCGGCGACGCGGCCGCGCUGCAGCAGCUGCUCGACGCCGCAGGCCUGGCGGAGAGCAAGCUGCGGCGCCGUGCGCUGGAGAUAACCUUUUUGCCCAACGGCGUCCGGACCACGGCAUAUGCAGUCCCGGGCGAGGCCGGGCCAGCGGUGACCGCGGCGGCGGGGGCCACGCAGACCGUGGAAGAAGAUGAGGAAGAGAUGCCGCUCGACGGCGCCGCCGCCGUCGCUGCUGCGGCCGCUGCCGCGGUCGUGGCGGCGGAGGAGGCGGAGUUUUCUUCGUUCCUGGAAGCGGCCAACAGGGCAGCGGAUGAAGCGCUCGGCGCGCAGGGGGACGGCGGCGGCGGCAGCAGCGGCGGCGGCGACGGCGGGGCGCCAAAGGUCAGGGCGCCGCGGCUGCCGGUUCCGAAGGGCGACACCGCGGCGCUUGGCAGCAAGCGGCAGCGGAUUGCGGAGGCGCCGGCUGACAUUGCUGCGCAGCUGGGCCUCCCGUUGGAAAGGUCUGAGCGGCUGCUGCUGCGCGCGAUGCGGGGCAUACCCCUUGCUCACGACCGGGACGACCCGGUGCAGGUGGUAUACGAGGACGAGCAUUUCAUUGCCGUCUGCAAGCCCCCAAACGUCCACUCGGCUCCCACGCACAGAUGGCGCGGCGGCAGCAUGGUCAACCGCCUUCUGGCGCAUAUGGGUGGCAAGCCGCCGUACCUGAUGCACCGACUGGAUGUGGACACCAGCGGCCUGCUGCUGUUUGGCAAGGUGGCCGAGGUCGUGCCCGGCGUCAUGCAGCAGUUCAGGGAGCGCACGGUCGCAAAAGAGUACCUGGCAAUUACAGUCGGCGCCCCCCAGCCCCCAGACCCCUCCGGCGCCUUCGACGUGGACGCCCCCAUCGGCCGCCACCCCUCGAUCGAGACCGCGCGCCGCGUCGCGCCGCCGGAGGACGAGGAGGGCAAGCCGGCCGCCACUGGCUUCAAAGUUGAGGCCGCCAACCCGCAGGCGCCGCUGGUGGAGCCGGGCGCGGGCUGCGAGGCCGGGCAGCUCUGGCACGAGCGGGGGCCGCGGAUCGGCGGCGGCGGCGGGGGCGGCGGCGACGACGCGAGGAGCAUAGAUGGGCUCGUCGGCGCGGCGAUAGUGCGGUGCUUCCCCAAGUCGGGGCGCACCCACCAGAUCCGCGUGCACCUCGCGCACGCGGGGCACCCCAUCAUCUCCGACGCGGUGUACGGCGUCACCGGCCCCUGGAUGCCGCGGCAGGCGCUGCACGCGCUGGCGCUGACGAUAACGCACCCGCUGACGGGGCAGCGGCUGCGGAUGGUGGCCCCGCUGCCGGAGGACUUUCGGGCGGCGGCGCAGCAGCUGGGGCUGCAGCCGCCGUCGGACGCGCUGUGA
Monoraphidium neglectum is the source of this 1812-nucleotide messenger RNA. Its product is annotated as ribosomal large subunit pseudouridine synthase D. Gene Ontology annotation, molecular function: pseudouridine synthase activity; RNA binding. The record is from RefSeq and is a predicted model, not a curated record. Lineage: Eukaryota; Viridiplantae; Chlorophyta; Chlorophyceae; Sphaeropleales; Selenastraceae. The coding region runs from base 1 to 1812 and encodes 603 amino acids. Gene Ontology annotation, biological process: pseudouridine synthesis. The transcript has 6 exons.